Dunckerocampus dactyliophorus (ringed pipefish) is the source of this 2388-nucleotide messenger RNA. It is a transcript of the gene psma6a, whose product is annotated as proteasome 20S subunit alpha 6a. Gene Ontology annotation, cellular component: proteasome core complex; cytosol; proteasome core complex, alpha-subunit complex. The coding region runs from base 1257 to 1760 and encodes 167 amino acids. Gene Ontology annotation, biological process: ubiquitin-dependent protein catabolic process. The record is from RefSeq and is a predicted model, not a curated record. NCBI's taxonomy places the organism in Eukaryota, Metazoa, Chordata, Actinopteri, Syngnathiformes, Syngnathidae. The transcript has 7 exons.
GCUAGCAUUAGCUAGCAGCACGUUUAUCGUAUGGUGCUGCAUGUUAUUACAAUAGUCUUAGCGAGUGUUAUAAUUGUAGUAUUCGCUAAGAUUAUUGGUACUUCAUCCAACAUUAGCUUUAUGGAUACAGACACUUAUCUUUAUAAAUGCUGAAAUUAGGUUGACAUACUGGCUCGUAUAUUUUUCAUUGAAAAGUUGGGAAAGAUUUCCACUGCUUCAAUGACGUAACUAGUCGGUAUCUUUAUAUUUAUAUAUUUACUCGGUAUAUUUGACGCUGUUGCACUAGCCCAAACAAACAUAAUAUAAUACCGUAGUGCCAAUACCACUACAGCGUCACAACACAGGCCACUUUGAUUAAGUGGGUUAUUUCUCUGUUGCACUGUCACUAUUUACUACUACUAUAUUGUUUUGAGUUUAUAUUGAUAAACGUUACAAAUAGUUAGGACUAUAGACCGGCGCAUCAGUCAUCACAAUCACAACAAACUGAAGACGAUCACGAGUUUUUCUUUCUUUACUUUGGUGGAAUACCGUACAUCUCAACUUAUUCCUCCAAGUCGAGUGAGGAAUGUGCCUAUUGAAACUUUACAAAUAAAGGUGUAAUUACAAUAAAAUAUUUUCAUUAUGGGAAAAUGAUAUUUUCUAGGCAAACUAAUAGAAAUGAGAAAUGUUUUGGUUGAACUUUCAACACGAUUCAAGUUUGUAGAAAAUCCCAUGACAUGUAUUGUGUAGGGGCGUCACAAGACGAUACACGAGAUUGGGUCGACGAGAAGGAGACAAGAUUUUAACAUUACACAAGUACAAUUAAAAAAAUCUUAACAAAUAUAUGACAAUGUAUUGCAAUUUACAAAAUUAAUUUCUAUUAUGUUACACUCUUCUGCACUGUGUGUGUGUGUCUCCCCGCCUCCACCCACAUAGACAAAGAAACUGUAUGACUGACAAAAGCCGUUGUUCUAUGGAACAAAUGUGCUAAAACCAAUGUACAGAGUGAACCCUCUUCCCCUGCCUGUUUGGAGGCGAGAGAUGAGGAGAACAAACGCAUGCACAUGGCAAUAUAUCGAGGCCGGCAAACGGAUCAAGGUCAUUGUCAUUUAUUAUAGUAUGCCUUCAAGGCAAUCAACCAGGGAGGACUGACCUCUGUAGCAGUCAGAGGGAAGGACUGUGCUGUGGUCGUCACCCAGAAGAAAAUCCCAGACAAGCUGCUAGAUGCCGGGACAGUCACACAUCUAUUCAAAAUAACAGAGAACAUUGGGUGUGUAAUGACCGGCAUGACGGCUGACAGCAGGUCUCAGGUGCAGAGAGCGCGAUAUGAAGCAUCCAACUGGAUGUACAAGUACGGCUAUGAGAUCCCUGUUGGCAUGUUGUGCAAGCGCAUGGCUGACAUCUCACAAGUCUACACACAGAAUGCUGAGAUGAGGCCGCUAGGAUGCUGCAUGAUGGUGGUGGGAGUGGAUGACGAAGUGGGUCUGCAGCUGUUUAAGUGUGAUCCAGCGGGCUACUACUGCGGUUUCAAAGCCACUGCAGCUGGAGUGAAACAGACAGAAGCCAUCAGCUUCCUGGAAAAGAAAGUCAAGAAGAAACCGGACUGGAGCUAUGAACAGACCAUAGAGACGGCCAUCUCAAGCCUGUCCACUGUCCUGUCCAUCGACUUCAAGCCCUCAGAGUUGGAGGUGGGGGUCGUCUCCACCAAAGAACCUCGAUUCAAGAUUCUCUCAGAGUCCGAGAUCGACACUCACCUGGUGGCUUUGUCAGAGCGAGAGUGAGACAGUCACAAGUCUGAUGGUGGAUGGAAUUCUCUUUCGCAAGAUGAACACUUUGAUAUAAGUAGGGUGAAUAUGUAACCCGCUUGUUUUUGUUUCUUUUUGCACUUAUCCAGGACUGGACAAAAUAUGACCAUAUUCUUCUACCAAUGCCACCUUUGCAUACCUGCAAAAGUUACCUUAUCUUGUUCUUUCCCUUUCUGACUGAACAUGUGUUGAUGAGCAGCAUCUUCACAUGGAAACAAUGCUUUUUCACCAUCUUGACUCAGGGUGAACAACAAUAUGGCGCCUCUGAGCCUCAACUCCUCUGCUUUAUUUUGCAGUGCCAGGUUGGUGUUUGUAAUCACAUAUAUUUAGUAAUAAUGCAGGGAAUAGAUGAUUUAUCCUUCCAAACUUGUCCGCUACGGUCAAUCUCAGCAGGAACUCACUAAUUACUUCAUUGCGGAGUUUUCCUUUUCUGUGCCUGGAACCUUUGCUGCCUUAGUCUUGAUAUCAAUCUGACAGCAUGCAGUUCAUUUACUGCUGGUGCUUUUGGAGCAGAGUUGUUCUUCAUGUUGGUAAGUGGAAAUGAGGAGCUUAAUGUUCUUGUUCUUCUUGAAAUAAAUAUCUUGUUGAGAAAUAUUAAAUUGAA